This is a messenger RNA of Electrophorus electricus (electric eel), 1529 nucleotides long. Its product is annotated as sodium-coupled monocarboxylate transporter 1-like. Lineage: Eukaryota; Metazoa; Chordata; Actinopteri; Gymnotiformes; Gymnotidae. The record is from RefSeq and is a predicted model, not a curated record. Gene Ontology annotation, molecular function: organic acid:sodium symporter activity. Gene Ontology annotation, cellular component: membrane; extracellular exosome. Gene Ontology annotation, biological process: sodium ion transport; propanoate transmembrane transport.
AGUACCUGGAGAUGCGGUUUGACAAAGCAAUUCGGCUGUUUGGGACAGUGUUGUUCAUAAUUCAGACACUACUGUACACUGGUCUGGUUAUCUAUGCACCAGCUUUGGCUUUAAAUCAAGUCAGUGGCAUACAUCUAUGGUGAGCUGUAAUCUCAACUGGAGUGGUCUGUACUUUCUAUUGCACCUUGGGUGGCCUGAAAGCAGUGGUCUGGACUGACGCAUUCCAGGUGGUCAUCAUGGUGGCUGGGUUUCUGGCCGUCAUUAUCCAGUCUGUGCUGCUACAGGGUGGAGUUUCCAUCAUCAUUAGUGAUUCUGCCCAGGGAGGCCGUCUCAACAUAUGGGACUUUGACCCUAACCCUCUGAGAAGGCACACAUUUUGGACUGUCAUAAUUGGAGGUGCAUUCCUUUGGACCAGUGCUUAUGGUAUUAACCAAACUCAGGUGCAAAGAUACGUAUCCUGCAAGUCCCUGUUCCAUGCAAAAAUGUCACUGUAUGUGAACUUAGUGUCUCUGUGGACCAUCAAUCUGUGUUCAAUAUUUUGCGGACUGUGUUUGUACUCCGUUUAUAAGAACUGCGAUCCAUGGACAGCGAAACGCGUGAAUACUCAAGAUCAGCUCAUGCCUUACCUUGUGCUGGACAUCUUGAGAGCAUAUCCAGGUAUUCCUGGUCUGUUCGUGGCAGCAGUGUACAGUGGCACAUUAAGCACAGUAUCCUCCAGUGUGAAUGCAUUAGCUGCAGUGACAGUUACAGAUCUGAUAAGACCAUAUUUCAGCUUUUCCGAGCAACAGCUCAUCUGGACAUCAAAAGGACUGAGCAUUUUCUAUGGAGCUCUGUGCAUUGGAAUGGCUGGUCUUGCAUCUUUGAUGGGGGGGUUACUACAGGCGGCUAUUAGCAUCUUUGGCACCAUUGGCGGACCUGUCCUUGGCCUUUUUGUUUUAGGCAUCCUGUUUCCCUGUGCAAAUUCAAAAGGAGGCUUGGCUGGGCUGGUCAGUGGACUAGCCAUAUCACUCUGGGUAUGUAUAGGAGCCCAGGUCUAUCACCCCCUACCUGCGAAUACCAGGCCUCUCACUUUGAAAACACAUGGCUGUAACUUCACUAUUGCUGAGGCUGCAUUAACAAACUGGACCAGGUACCCUACACAGGCAAGCUACAUCACCUCAGCCCAGCAGAACAAAGCCCUGGACAGACCUUGGCUGGCUGAUAAUUGGUACUCCCUCUCUUACUUGUAUUUCUGCCCUGUGGGGACCUUAGUUGUCAUAGCUGUGGGGCUGGCAGUGAGUUUGCUUUCAGGGGGUAGAACUCUAAAACUGCAACCAGGGCUGACGGUAGUGAAGGAGGAUUUAACCUGCUACAAACUCUACAAAACUCUAAAACAGAAGGCCACAAGAAACGCAGAUAAAUUUGACCUGGUUGGGAAGUAUGAGAAGAAAUCUGGUAACACCAACAUUGCAUUUUGUGAUGUUGAGUUAGACAUCACAAAAUAUCAGUCCCGUAGAACCCUAACAUAGGACACUUGUUUUGUUUUUACA